Hevea brasiliensis (rubber tree) is the source of this 1868-nucleotide messenger RNA. RefSeq lists its product as uncharacterized. Lineage: Eukaryota; Viridiplantae; Streptophyta; Magnoliopsida; Malpighiales; Euphorbiaceae. The transcript has 7 exons. Bases 89 to 1654 code for a protein of 521 amino acids. The record is from RefSeq and is a predicted model, not a curated record.
UGCCCCAUUAACCCAACCCCUUGAAUUUCAUACUGCGGAAGAGAAAAAAAAGAAAGUUAUAGAUUCUUUUGCGUCAAGGAGAGAUCAGAUGGAAAAGCCAUCUGAUUCACCUCAUCCGCUCUCGCUUCCUUCUGAACCUCCCCACAUAAGAAAUUGGUUUCCUAGUUACAGAUAUGAAUCUUUUGUAUUGGACACAUAUGAGUUUAAAGGAAGUAAGUGUGAGGGAGAUGGGCUCUCUGUUGGUGGAGAGAGAAGCAGAGAAAAGGAAGUACAUUUGGGCGAAUCUAGAAGAAACGGUGACACUUAUGAUAAGCAUGAAGACAAGUCUUUGAGUCGGAUGACGGAUUCUACAUGCUCGCUGUCAGGCCUUUCCGAGCCUCACAUCAAAAACUGGUUUUCUACUUAUGUGUAUAAAUCUCCUUUACUGUAUUCACCUGAUGAUGUUAAAGAAUCAGUUGCCAAAGAAAGUGCGUGUGAGAAAGAGGAAUUUGCUUCUAAAGUAAGUAAAAGAAAAAGGGAAGACAAAUUUGAGCAUGAGUCUAGGAAUUCUUGGAACAGUAAUGAAGUAGAUCCUGCUGGUGGAAAGCUGUGUUCAAAUGGGCUUGUCAAUUGUGAGAAUUCAUUUGAAGACACUCUUGUCAAUAAAUCUUCAAAUGAGAUUCCAGAUUCUUCACCUUCAACUCUAUCUGAGCCACCAGAUACUAGAAACUGGUUCUUUAGUUAUGUGUAUGGAUCUCUAGAAAGCAAGGGAUUGAUUGAGAAAGAAGUUGAUUGUGAGGAUUUGGUCAAUCAACAUAACAACAAAGAGAAAGAAAGGAAUUUAUGGAAAUUCGGAAAAACCAGAAUCACAGAUGAAGCUGUUAUUGAUGAGAAAGUAUUCUCAAAUGGAUUUUUGAAGUCUAACAACUCCCUGAGAGGUGAUGAGCAGAAAAACCAGUCUCUAAAUAAGGGCAUUAGGGCUUCUGGGAAUGGAAGUUCAUCUACUCUGGAUAACUUGAGCUGUGAAAAGAGGCAGAGCAUUGCAGAUAAGAUAUUUUCCAAUCAUCGUAUAAGUUCAACCAACAAUCUUGAGAAAGGAAGCUUGAAUGGUGAAUGUCCUCCGUAUAAACAGCAACAGAAGCCAAAUUUCCUACAAGCAUCUGAUUUUAUGACAUACCAGAGAAAUACAAAUUCAAGAAAUAAUGAUAGGGCAUCUCCAACAAAGUUGAAUCUUAGGAAGGAUCUUGCAGAGAACUUGAAAACUAAGGUUGAAAUGGGAGUGGAUCUUGUAUCAUCCGCAACUAAUAUGGAUUUUGUUCCAGUUGUUGGAGAUUUAAAUAGAAAAUCAACUCGUGAAAGUAAUAACAAAGAAAAUGAAGGAAAAGAAGUUCAGGAAAGUGGUUUUGUGACGACAAAGAACCGAUGUAUAGCAAAUGAUGAGAAUUCUGUGCACAAACCUCAAAAGAUUUUAUCAGAAUGUUCAAGAAAUAAAAGGAUAACCUCAGACUGUGGAAAGGGAGCCAUCAAAAGGAAGGCAUUGUCAGAAAGAACUAAUUUGGAACAGACUGAUGCCAUUAAGAUCACCGGAAAAUGGAGGUGUCCUCAGAAGACUAGGCCAAAUAUUGGACCUCUGCGGAAGCAACUUCGACUUGAACGAUGGGUUCAUAGGUUGUAAAAGUUUUUCUUGUCCAAACUCGCCACUUCUGGGAAUGAUUUCAAUACUAUUGAGUUAAAACUCAUUGGAGAGAUGAAAGUUUUUUUAGUUUAUUUUCAAUCUUUUCUCCUCAUAGGUGAGAAAAUAUGUAAUAUGUUGAUCAGAAUUUCUACAUAUGCUUUGAAGUGUUUUUAUUCUUAAGCCAAUAAUAAGUAUAAAAUGUGAUUUAUGACAA